AUGAAGCCUAUCUUCAGAGUACCGAAAACAUUUUUGUUCAUCUCUAGAGUAUCUUUAAGACACUAUAGUGCUGAGAAUGCUCGACCAGAAAUCUCAAAACUUAGAAUUAGUUUUGACAAAGUUCCCGAAUCAGAUUGCGAAAGUACUGAUGGCUCGUAUUCAAGUAAUGCAGAUAAUAGCCUUUUUCCACAACAGGAGAGAAAUGUAUCAACUACUAAGCACUUAAAAGCUUCUCUGCCUCCAUCAUUGCAAUACGUGCGUGACUUGAUGGAUUUGUAUAAAGAUCAUGUGGUUUUAACGCAAAUGGGAUCGUUCUAUGAACUCUAUUUUGAGCAAGCGAUUAAGUAUGCUCCUGAGUUGAAUAUAUCACUUACCAAUCGAGCUUACAGUCAUGGCAGAGUUCCAUUUGCUGGAUUCCCUGUAAAUCAAUUAAGUAGACACUUAAAAAUGCUCGUUAAUAACUGUGGAUACAGUGUAACUAUUGCAGAGCAAUUCAAAAAGAAGGAUGUAGCAGAUAAUGAAGUUAAUAAGUUUUAUAGAAGAGUGACUAGGAUUGUCACACCCGGUACUUUUAUUGAUGAAGCAUUUGAAAAUCUGAGAGAGAAUACGUACCUACUGAACAUUGAAUUUCCUGAAAAUUGCAUGAGCCAAGUGGCAGAUGUGAGUCUGAAAGUGGGUAUAUGUUGGUGCGAUGUGAGUACUGGAGAAAUAUUCGUUCAACAGGUAUACCUUAAAGACUUGGUUUCUGCCAUAACAAGAAUUCAACCUAAGGAGAUUCUAUUAGAUGAAAGAUUACUAGAGUUUCAUAUCGAAUCAGGGGCCUGGUACCCAGAACUCGUUGAGCUUAAAAAAUUUUUUAUAAAGUACCAAAAAAUGCCCAGUCAACACCGCACUAUUGAGUCGUUUUAUGGGCUGUUUAAUUUGGGUGGAAAAGAAACAACAGAUAGGCAACUGAGAAUCCAAUUUCAAACUUUCACUCAGAAAGAGCUGGCUGCCCUAAGAAACACGUUAAUAUACGUUAGUGAGCAUCUGCCAGAUUUCUCCAUCAAUUUUCAGAUUCCUCAGAGACAGUUAGCUACCGCAAUUAUGCAAAUUGAUUCAAGAACUAGCACGGCACUUGAACUGCAUUCUACUGUGAGGGACAACAAUAAAAAAGGCUCUUUGUUAUCAUCUAUUAGGAGGACAGUAACGCCUUCUGGAACGAGGCUUCUAUCUCAAUGGUUAAGUGGGCCUUCCCUCGAUCUGAAAGAAAUCAAAAGACGCCAGAAAAUUGUAACAUUUUUUAAAGACAAUAUUGAUAUUACUGAGGGACUACGCUUAAUGUUGAGAAAAGUAAAUGAUCUAUCUCGUAUACUGCAGAAAUUUAGUUUUGGAAGAGGUGAGGCACUGGAAUUGGUUCAAAUGGCGCACUCACUGCAGGUUUCAAGACAAAUAAGAGAAUUUUUACUGAAUAACACUUCAUUGAUGAAGCCCACAUUGAAGAGCCAAAUUACACAGCUGACAGAACCUCUAGGCUUUGAGAAAAACUUGAUUGAUGAUAUCUUGAAGUUUUUAAAUGAGGAGGAGCUAGUGAAAUCACAAGAUUCCAAACAGAGUGGGAAUACGAAUAUAAUGCUUGAGAUAGAAAUAAAAGACAGAAAAGUAAAAGAAAAAGAUGAAGUGUAUCAAUUGACCAAUUUUAUUGUUAAUCCUUCAUUCAAUAGCAAACUCAGGAAACUGCAUGAAGCAUACCAGAAAGUUUGGAGCAAAAAAAAAGAAUUCAAUGCUUCACUAAAAGACCUGUUUGUUGGUGAACUAGGUGCUAAAACUCUCGUUUUGAAAGAAAGACAAAAUGGUGAGUACGCGCUUCAUGUGACAGGAACAGCCACUAAUUUAAAGAGAAUUGAUGAGUCGAUUACUAAAAGGACUGAAUACUACGGAAGCUGUUUCCAUAUUUUGCAAAAAUCUAACCAAACACGAUGGCUGAGUCACAAAAUUUGGACAGAUCUGGGGCAUGAGUUAGAAUUAUUAAUUCUAAAGAUUAGGAACGAAGAGACCAACAUUAUUGACCUCUUCAAAAGAAAAUUCAUUGAUAGAAGUAACGAAGUUAGACAAGUUGCAACUACAUUGGGUUACCUUGACACCUUAUCAUCGUUUGCAGUUCUAGCUAAUGAGAAAAAUUUAGUCUGCCCUAAGGUGGAUGAGAGCGACAAACUAGAAGUGGUGAAUGGGAGACACCUGAUGGUCGAAGAGGGCCUUUCCGCACGUUCUUUGGAGACAUUCACAGCCAAUAACUGCGAAUUAGCAAAAGACAAUUUAUGGGUAAUCACUGGACCAAAUAUGGGUGGUAAAUCUACAUUCUUGAGGCAGAAUGCAAUUAUAGUAAUUUUGGCACAAAUUGGAUGUUUUGUUCCAUGCAGAAAGGCGCGUGUUGGUAUUGUAGAUAAGCUCUUUAGCAGAGUUGGUUCAGCAGAUGAUCUAUACAAUGAGAUGAGUACGUUCAUGGUUGAGAUGAUAGAAACAUCGUUUAUUCUGCAAGGGGCUACGAAACGAUCUUUGGCUAUUCUUGAUGAGAUUGGACGUGGCACUAGUGGCAAAGAAGGCAUUAGCAUCGCAUAUGCAACAUUAAAGUAUUUGAUAGAAAAUAACCAAUGUAGAACGCUCUUUGCUACACAUUUUGGCCAAGAAUUGAAGCAAAUCAUCGAUAACAAAUGUGCGAAGGGUAUGCGUGAAAAGAUAAAGUUUUACCAAAGUGGAAUCACAGAUUUGGGUGGCAACAAUUUCUGUUACAACCAUAAGUUGAAACCAGGUAUUUGCAUGAAAUCUGAUGCCAUUAGAGUGGCAGAAUUGGCAGGAUUUCCAAUGGAAGCAUUACAAGAAGCUCGAGAAAUACUAGGCUAA
This is a messenger RNA of Saccharomyces mikatae IFO 1815, 2880 nucleotides long. It is a transcript of the gene MSH1, whose product is annotated as mismatch repair ATPase MSH1. Gene Ontology annotation, biological process: mismatch repair. Bases 1 to 2880 code for a protein of 959 amino acids. Gene Ontology annotation, cellular component: nucleus. The transcript has a single exon. The record is from RefSeq and is a predicted model, not a curated record. Gene Ontology annotation, molecular function: ATP binding; mismatched DNA binding; ATP-dependent DNA damage sensor activity. Lineage: Eukaryota; Fungi; Ascomycota; Saccharomycetes; Saccharomycetales; Saccharomycetaceae.